Molecule: messenger RNA, 1476 nt
Organism: Spodoptera littoralis (African cotton leafworm)
Lineage: Eukaryota; Metazoa; Arthropoda; Insecta; Lepidoptera; Noctuidae
Source: the annotation of a GenBank genome assembly
AUGGAACUUAACGAAAGAAUUCUGCAUUAUUUAGAUAAAAAUGAUAAAGUAGACACUAUUAAGUUAGCUAGCGAAUUUGAAGAAGACCAUCAAAAAAUAGUUGGUGCCGUGAAAAGUUUGGAGGCUCUUGAGAUGGUUGUGUCUGAGCCUACGAAGAGUACUAGAUGGGAGUUAACUGGGGAAGGCCAACAGGUUGCCGAUUUAGGAAGUCACGAAGCAGUGUUGUACAACCAUAUCCCUGAAACCGGCAUGCCACAAGCAGAAGUUAUGAAGACAGUUCCAAAUGCAAAAGUGGGAUUCAGUAAAGCCAUGUCAGCGGGCUGGAUUUACUUAGAUAAAUCCGGAGGAGCACCACUAGUCAAGCGUAAAGUAGAUACAAUAGUUGACACAGUGCAGGAACACCUGAAUGAAGUUAAAAAGGGUAUUGACAAUCUGACAACAAAUGUACGAAAUGACUACAAGAAACGGAAGCUGCUGCAAGAAGUCACUCUCAAAAGUUUCCUGUUAUCCAAAGGACCGCAGUUCUCCACAACUAUUAAGAAACUGGAAACUGAUUUAACUAGUGAAAUGCUGCUAACUGGUGCAUGGAAAACCUUGCAGUUCAAACCUUACAAUUUUGAUGCUUUAGGUCAGCCACCAGAAUGUGGUCACCUUCAUCCACUGCUCAAAGUACGGUCAGAAUUCAGGGAGAUUUUCUUAGAAAUGGGAUUCACUGAAAUGCCUACCAACCAGUAUAUUGAGAGUUCUUUCUGGAACUUCGAUGCUCUCUUCCAACCGCAGCAGCACCCAGCCAGGGAUGCGCACGACACAUUCUUCAUGUCCUCACCAGCAACCACUACGCAGUUUCCCAUGGAAUAUCUAGAACGGGUGAAGAAAGUGCAUAGUGAAGGAGGCUAUGGGUCACAGGGUUACAGAUACGACUGGAAGAUAGAGGAAGCUCAGAAGAACCUACUGCGGACACACACGACGGCCGUCAGUGCACGGAUGCUGUACAAACUGGCGCAGCAGAAAGAGUUCACUCCACAGAAGUAUUUCAGUAUUGAUAAGGUGUUCCGUAACGAGACAUUGGAUGCGACGCAUCUAGCUGAAUUCCACCAAGUGGAAGGUGUUAUAGCUGACCAUGGUCUCGGACUGGCAGACCUCAUCAGUGUGUUGGAUACCUUCUUCAAACGCCUUGGCUUCGACAAAUUGCAGUUCAAACCAGCCUACAAUCCUUACACUGAACCCAGCAUGGAGAUAUUUGCUUAUCACACCGGUCUCGGUAAAUGGAUUGAAAUCGGAAAUUCCGGUGUUUUCCGACCGGAAAUGCUUUUGCCGAUGGGUCUUCCAGAAGAUGUGAAUGUAAUCGCUUGGGGUCUUUCGUUAGAACGACCGACGAUGAUCAAAUACGGACUGAACAACAUUAGGGACCUUGUCGGUCCCAAAGUGGAUCUACAGAUGGUGCAGAACAACCCUAUAUGUAGGCUUGAUAAGUAA